This is a messenger RNA of Patiria miniata (bat star), 3516 nucleotides long. RefSeq lists its product as uncharacterized. The transcript is spliced from 13 exons. Lineage: Eukaryota; Metazoa; Echinodermata; Asteroidea; Valvatida; Asterinidae. Bases 446 to 2671 code for a protein of 741 amino acids. The record is from RefSeq and is a predicted model, not a curated record.
GGGACACACAGCGUGCCGAGCUACGCAUAACAACCGCCGCUCAAGCUCGUUGACACUGUCGAGAGUUGACGGUCGCAACACGGUACGUCAAAGGACAGCGAAAUCACCGAUGAUUAUUCCAGAGAUCAGCGGUCACGCCUCAGGUUUUUGUUCCACUUGCCAAAGCUGGUUAUAGAAAUGUCGAUCUCGUCAGCUUGUGGUGGGUUUUGACAAUCACUUCAGUGAGAUUACUGAACGAUGGAAGAUGAAGGACUGUUUCGUGUGAAUGGAAAAGCUUACGCAGUAUAGACCUGUGCUGCAGGUGUGCGUGUGUAUGCACGAUGGUCUCUUCUUAUUCUCCCAUAUGGACUGCAGAAAUGCCAUGGUCUAUCUAGUAUGUUAGUACCGUGGUAGCGGGGCCAACAGUAUUUACUGCAUCGUCUUUAGACUGCAGAUCCCCACCAUCAUGUGGCAUGCCCCGAGUAAAUCUGCACCGUCCCAUCACAGGCAUCCGCCGUCCAAUGCGGCCUCGCAGAAAGGCAAAACACCAACAAGGUCAAAGGUGGAGGUGUGGGAGCCCCUUCGAGGUUGGCAGGAUGACCUUAGCGCAGAGCAAGAUAUUGAAACUAUCGAUAUUGACUUGUGGUCGAAGAAGAAUAACAAGAGGAAGAAAGACGCUGCCAAAGUUACUCCAGAUGGCAUGGAGGUCUAUCUCUGUUGGACCAGCAAUCACUGCCCAGAAAUCCCCGAUUUUGAAGAGUUCGUCAGCGAUAGUCUCUCAGCCAAUCUUAAACCCGUCGAAAGUGCGCCCCCUAAGGCUCCUAGCCCGCCUGUGAAACAGACUAAGGCAAAAUUGAAAGCCUCGGUACCAAGUAAAACUAAAAGUCCGGUAAAGAACGAAGGGGUCCAUUCAGGUGCGAAACACAAGGCGAGCGAACCUAAGAGUUCUGGAGAUGACAGCGGACGGUACGAUGCGAAAAGCGAAGCAAGCGGUAGUUCAAUGGUAGGACGUCCAAUUUCGACAGCGUACACGGCGUCCGAGUGUCCCGAGCGUUUGGACGGGGAAAGCCCACCUGGCUCUGGCAGCGAUGGCCAGUUGUCCGGGGGAGACGGUGCUCCAGCUCGCCCGGUCGGUGGCACGCGAAGCGCACCGGCAUCGCGAGUGCAAGACAGGACCGAGCAGAAAAGCAGGAAAAUAGCCUCGGCGAAGUUGAGGGGAGAUAGCACAAAGCGGUCCCCGCAUAUGCGCCGCGUAGCGAUACGAAACUCUGCCGCCAAGUCUUCACUCGAUACGAAGCGCCUCACGUUCGACAUGCCGCCUUCUCCUCCCAACUAUGCCAGGUUGUCUAAUCCAAGUUCUCCCCCGCAAGAUGAAGCAAACAAUACUAAUUCUCGACCAGAAGCUGACAAAUCAUCGGUUCUAAGGCUUGUCGAGGAAAGGCUGAAACGGACCAGCGUGUCCGGCAGACUCAACUUCGAUUUACCGAAUUCAGGUUCCAUGAGCGUGGGGGAUCUCUUGUCCAGCAGCCCGCGGAUCGUUCACCGUCUCGGCCCGGCGGGUGACACCGAGCGAGACCCGAACGUGUACAAGGCACUCACGGGCAACAUCACCGUCGGCGAUCACAAGGACACCAUAUCUCCGUGGUUCCAGGGCGACAGUGCAAUAGAAUCUCAUCGUGGACUCACGGGAACGAUCCCGAAUGGUGCCAGAACUAAAGAGACUUCCAGGUCCAUUCUGCCCUCAGUCUCAUCAGGUAACUCGGUGGUAUCAGCCGCUCCUACGUUAGAUAGUACAUCUACCGGGGAUAGCGUUAUGAUGAGGCAGGGCUCGCCUGUAGUGAGUGGCGACGGACAGAGCACAACAAGCGCUGCUGCUACGGAUGACGCAAAAAUACUAAAGCAUCAGCAACGAAUUCUAGACCUGAUUAAGAACAGUACCUCAUUGUGGACCUACGAUGGCCUCAAACCCCUACAGUGUGCAAUAUCGAGGUGCGAUCGCGAUGCGGCAGAGCUGCCUAUGGCCAAUAUCCCACAGGUAACGGAAAAGCGUAGCAAAGGACGGGUUGAUUCCGGUGAACAGCGACCAACUCGGACCAGCAAGCCACCGACCGCGAGAUCACGGCAGGUUGAGCGUGUCGCGUCCGUAGUCCUGGGCAGGAAGCUAGCGGCCAACUCCAACCCCUCCCCGCAUCGAGGUUCUCCUGGUUUUCGUCCAGCAGGCAAGACACCCCUACAGCGAGCAGUCGAGAGUGCCCAUAAGAAAAUGCACGGUCAACAUUACUACCUCUUCGCACACUCUUCCAAUUCACAAUCCACUGACGUUAAGAAUCUUCCGAGGUACUCGUCAAAGGGUCAACCUGUGCGAGGUCACCGGGAGAGGGCGUCCUCAGGGCGAAGCAACCAAUCAGAGCGAAGCAUCAACAACGCCUACGUUUGGAAGGAGCAUUUAGAAAGCCAGAUAAAGCAGCAGCGAACAACAACUGCGCCGUCCGGUUCGAACACUGGAGGGAUUAGCCACCAACAAACUAACCCUCGCACCAACCAAUCAUCGUCAGCCACGUCAGUACCUCUAACACUCAUGCCGUCACAAACGCGCAACAGAAAAAAGCUCAGCUACACUUUCAGUUGGGAGAACGGUCAAGUAAGACAUCCGACUUCGUCGCAAUGUUCAACAGGAAUGGCCACGCCAUGAUAAACAGGCCGAAAGCUAUCAUCAGUGUAAACACCAAAGCAUGUACUUUGAAGCCGUGAGCGACGCAGUGUCUCUUUCCCUCCGUUACCAGCAUUUGAUACCUCUGCUUGGCUGAAGUUAAACGGACCAAGUCCUCUACCCACAAAAGCAACUGAAAAGACAGAGAGGGGCCUGUACACAUAGCAUUUGCGUUCGUGUUGGAGUGCAGAUCCAUUUUCAGAAAUCGUUUUUAUUGGAACACUGUUGAUACCAUCAUGAUUUCCAGUGGUUUUCGGCUUUAUUGUGCAAAUUCGCAAAACGGGUACCACCCACGGUAAUCCAUGCUAGUAUGCCAAAUUUGCCCCUGCUGUGUUUUAGAGUUAAAUCAUGUGUGAUCGCUGUUUUUCAGUGUGUAACCCUCGUUUCUCACCUGACUAAACCAGGUUUCUCGGGUUUUCCCGAGGGUUUUUAACGUGAAUCGUCAUCCAUUGUAAAUGUACAUUCCCAGCACGUGAUGCAGUCCUUGGACUGUGCAAUCUCUCUCGGGACGUACCACCAGUCCGCCAUUAAUUGGCCCAUUGAUUCCAGCUACUUAAGUUCAGUUCAAGACAUUUUGAACAGGUGGCAAUAAUUAGUAAUGUAGGCCUACCCUAAACGAAACGGCCGAUACUGCAAUUACUUACAAAUGAAAAGGUCUUCGUUUGUCGUUACCGUCGGAGGUUCUAUCACGAAUUAGGCUUAAUUAUUGACACUAUUGUGUUAAACAUUUAAUAAUGUGUCCAGAACUUUGAAUCCUGCAACAACUUUCUUCUUGUGCUGAAUUAAAGUUUUUAACAAGUUUUGUGGAAACUUGUAAUCGUAUCAAA